AUGUCUCUUUACAUAAUGUUCUUUUCAGCACAUUUUCCCUCUUAUCACUUUCUUUCUUCCUCUUUCUCACUUUUCUUCAUCACUUCCUUUCCUCGGUUUCUGUUCCCUUUAUUGUUUUCCUUCUUUCUCAUUUUUGCUAUCACUUUCCUUUUCUUAGUCUCUCUCUCUCUCUCUCUCUCCAUUAUCUUCUCUCUCUUUCUUCUUUAUUGCUUUCUUUUCUCUCUUACUCUCCUUCCCCUCUCUUAUUCUCUCUCCUCUCUUACUUUCCCUCUCUUCCUCUCUUUCUACUUCUCUUACUCACCUUCCACUUCUCUUAAACUUUCUCUCUCUUUCCUCUCUUAUUUUCUUUAUUACUUUCUCUCUCUUUUUCCUCUCUUACUAUCUCUUACUUCUCUUAAUCUCUCUCUUUUUCCUCUCUUACUCUCUUCUCUCCUCUUUUACUCUCUCUUCUCUCUUACUCUCCUUCCACUUCUCUUACUCUCCUUCCACUUCCCUUACUCUCCUUCCACUUCCCUUACACUUCUUUCACCUCUCUUACUCUCCUUUCACUUCCCUUACUCUCCUUUCACUUCCCUUACUCUCCUUUCACCCACCUUACUCUCCUUCCACUUCUCUUACUCUCCUUUAACCUCUCUUACUCUUCUUCCACUUCCCUUACUCUCCUUCCACUUCCCUUACUCUCCUUUCACCUCUCUUACUCUCCUUUCACUUCCCUUACUCUCCUUCCACUUCUCUUAUUCUCCUUUCACCCCUCUUACUCUCCUUCCACUACUUCUCUUACUCUCCUUUAACCUCUCUUACUCUUCUUCCACUUCUCUUCAACUCUCUUUUUUUCUGUCUUACUCUCUCUCACUCAAUCACUCACUUUCCUAUCUUAUUUUUUCACGCUCUCUUUCUCUCUCUUAA
Acanthosepion pharaonis is the source of this 906-nucleotide messenger RNA. The record is from the annotation of a GenBank genome assembly. Lineage: Eukaryota; Metazoa; Mollusca; Cephalopoda; Sepiida; Sepiidae.